Poeciliopsis prolifica (blackstripe livebearer) is the source of this 7651-nucleotide messenger RNA. RefSeq names its product ASXL transcriptional regulator 2 (gene asxl2). NCBI's taxonomy places the organism in Eukaryota, Metazoa, Chordata, Actinopteri, Cyprinodontiformes, Poeciliidae. Bases 108 to 3755 code for a protein of 1215 amino acids. The record is from RefSeq and is a predicted model, not a curated record. The transcript is spliced from 12 exons. Gene Ontology annotation, cellular component: PR-DUB complex. Gene Ontology annotation, biological process: animal organ morphogenesis; positive regulation of transcription by RNA polymerase II. Gene Ontology annotation, molecular function: peroxisome proliferator activated receptor binding; DNA binding; chromatin binding.
ACAGUAAGUCCAACAUGGCAGAUGGAGUAGGUCUUGCACGGUGACUAAAAAAAACAUUUCAACAGAGACGGACAAUUCAAACGCCACUCCGCCACGGGACAUCCACCAUGAGAGAGAGACAGAAGAAAAAGAAGGGCAGGACGUGGGCGGAAGCCGCUAAAAUGGUUUUGGAGAAGUACCCUAAUACUCCUAUGAGCCAUAAAGAGAUCCUGCAGGUGAUCCAAAGAGAGAGGCUUAAAGAAAUAAGCGGAACCUCGCCGCUGGCAUGCCUGAACGCCAUGCUGCACACAAACUCCCGGGGUGACGAGGGCAUUUUCUACAAAGUCCCGGGCAGGAUGGGAGUCUACACGUUAAAGAAGGACAUCUCAGAGGGGCUGAAGAAGCUGUCGGAGGAGGGCUCUGACGAGAGCAGCGACAAUCUAUCCGACUCCCGAAGCUCAGAGAACAGCGGCACCGUUCCUCCAGAGGGCAGGAGAGGACGCUGGAUGCGAAGAGUCCCCUCCAAGCUGCAGUCACAGCCGUCGUCUCCGCAGCCACAGUGCUCAUCGCCUCCCGUCUCCUCCAGUAAACUCAUCUCUCCCUCACAGAAACACAGCAAGAAAGCACUCAAACAGGCGCUGAAGCAGCAACAGCAGAGAAAUCAGCGCAGACAGGGUGGUAUGCCAGCCAUCUCCAGUUCCAGGCUGCUACUAAAGACCAUCAAAGACAUGGCAGAAAACAUUACAACAAAGUCUGAGUUAUGCCACCCUGUCGUACCCAGAAAAGUCACUCAGAGGUCCGAUCGUCUCAGUGCAGGGCAAAUAAAACGCACUAAGUUUAAAAUAGACGUGGAAACGCCAGACUCCAUUUUGGUUAACACCAACCUGAGAGCCCUCAUCAACAAGCACACCUUUUGCGUCCUGCCUCCCGACUGCCAGCAGAAGCUGGUCAAACUCCUGCCUGAGGUCGACCGACAGGCUUGCUUGGACGGCCUUCUGAAGGUUACGAGCUCGGCUUUAAACAACGAAUUCUUUGCGUCGGCAGCGCAGUCGUGGAAGGAGAGGCUGGCUGAAGGGGAAUUCACACCCGAGCUGCAGGUCCGAAUGCGUCAGGAAAUUGAGAAGGAGAAGAAAGUUGAGCACUGGAAGGAGGCUUUCUUUGAAAAUUACUACGGGGAAAAUUCGGGCCUCAGCUACGAGGAGUCCAAAGAGCUGAUAAAGCCCGAUGGGAAUAAGGAGCCUGCCAGGCGCCGCUCUCCUGUUUGCCAGACAAAUCCAGCUGCUCAGCCUCUGGAGGACAAGAAGAGCGCCAAGGACUGCGUCCAGACCGACGCCACCACGAGAGACGAGAAACCAGCGGAGAAAUCCCCGGACCCUCCGAAGGAGCUGCCCCGACACAAAGAGUCCGUCCCCACCAUGGAGCCCAUGAAGACGCGUCGGUCGCAGCAGGCGGAGGAUCGAAAGCUCAGCGCAGCCGCUCAGGCCGGGCCGUCGCCGAUGGCGGCCGUGAAAACACUGGAAUCGGAGAAACCAGCCGAGCGGAGCCCGAUCAGCACACUUCGUGAAAAGCAACAGAAGGAGGAAAAACAGGAGAAGAAACUCCCUGAGUUGUCUGUGAAGAAGAGCCCCCCACUAACACCCAGUGCGGAUGUAAACGAUGACCAGCUGGUGACGCCAGCGAGACCUGCUGCGGGUGACGAAGAGGUGGCGUCGGAGCCCAGCGCCGCCUUGGAGCCCAGCGCCGCCUCGGAGCCCAGCGCCGCCUCGGAGCCCAGCGCCGCCUCGGAGCCCAGCGCCGCCUCGGAGCCCAGCGCCGCCUCAGAGCCCAGCGCCGCCUUGGACGCCCACAAGAGGAAAACCCUCAGCGGGACGGAGGGGGAGGUGACUCCAGAGAAAAGGCCCCGUUUGUCCUCCGUUUCCUCCGUGUCGUCGGUCUCCUCCGCGUCAUCCAUUUCCAGCCCGGCCACACCGUCUCCGACAAGUCAGAGGGUCCCGCCUCUCAAGAUCCCCGUGUCACGAAUUCUUCCUGUCCCUCUGUCACCAAGCCAAGUCUCACCAAAGACUCCCCUCCAGGGCCCUCUCAGCAGCCCGGGCCACACCGGAGCUCGCACGCUGGCUUACAUCAAAGCCAAAGCUCAGCUCGCCCGAGCGCAGCGCGUAGCGGCCGCCGCCGUGUCAUCCGCAUCGAAGGGAGCAGUGCCGGGCCCGGGACCGGGUGGAGGUAGCGGUGGUGAUCACAGGCAGCCAUCACCCAGCCCCAGCCUCAGCCCAAUUUCCCCUCAGACCUACACUAGAUUACCAGCCACCACCACCACCAGCAGCAGCAGCAACCAAUCCAUUGAGCUUUCUCCUCCGCUCAGCUCAAGACCAGCUGAUGACAGGCAAAGCAAUCAUUUUACCAGUACAGUCCAAAAGAGCUCCAAUGCUUCAGUAGGACAUUCAUCAGUGCAUAUUGUAAAGGAUAAAGAAGCCCCAGCAAGUGCUGCAUCACUAACCAGAACCAGUUCUUGCAUUCCAGCAAACAACCCCCUUGUGACACAGUUGCUGCAGGGAAAAGAGGUUCCACUGGACGAGAUGCUCCCAAAACCCCUAUCCAACACGGAGAUUCGGGUUUCGAGCCAGGCUUCUGGAAGUAAGGGGAAAGCGACCCAUUUCAUUGAUCAUAAAGGGGAUAGUCACGUGUCUCCGCAAGCCAAUACUGCCGGACGAGCCGCAGAAUGCACAAAACAUCACCGGGAGCUUCCUGAUAAGGAAACCCAAGAGCAGAUCCUGCAGACGCUGAUGCAGAGGAAAGCUCAGCAACAGAGCCAGCCGCCUGGAGGCGCAGGGCCGUUUCCCGCACACCACAGGGUUCCGCAAAUGCUGCAUGCACAGGAGUGUCGGGAGCAGUCCAGGGUGUUGGUUGGCUUUCUGGGCCGGAGGAAGAUCCCCAAGCCGGCCAUGACGGGGCAUUACCUGCUCAACGUGUCCACAUACGGCAGGGGAUCAGAGAGCAGGAGACUGCAGCUUUCAGUCUGCCCCAACAAGUCUGCUUUGAAGAGGGAAGGCACAGACGGAAAGGAGACGGCUAAGAUGGAGGAACCAGUGAAGAAAGAUCUCACGUCCAUUACUAGGGUGAAAACUGAGCAGCAGGGAUGUGCAGUUACCAGGGCCGACGACCCGGCAAGUUUUCAUCAUUACUCUGGCGUAAAGACUGAGCCUGGAUCUGAGAGCAAUGGAGCCAGCGGUGCCAACAAUAAGAUCACCAGUGCUAAAGCCAAAGACUGCAGUCCAUUUUCUCCAGCGCACCGAAGUCACCUCGAACUCCGCAAUAACAAUCAAGGAAACUCUGAGCCAUAUCUUUCCCUCAUGGACCCUGGUCACCAGCAGCUGACUGCCUUUCAGAGGACGCUCAACAAUCAGGAGUCGGCGGUAGCCUCCAGCUACGGCGGCACCAUCAGCAUGUCUGUACCUUACACUCUGAACCACAACGCCGCGAGCACCGCCUCUUCCGCGUCCUCGUCGGAGGUCGACGGCGGGGGCAUCUGUGGGAGCGUCAUGUCGUUCUCGGUGACCGUCACCACGAUACCAGCCGGUCACGCGCUAGACCACGGCCAUCAGGGCGAAACCUCGCGCGAGCAGUCCUCCUUCAUCGAGGGCGGCAACAUGGAGGACGUUCAGUCGAAAUGCUAUUGCCGACUGAAGGCGAUGAUCAUGUGCAAAGGCUGUGGAGCCUUCUGCCACGAUGACUGUAUUGGCCCUUCGAAGCUGUGUGUGUCAUGUUUAGUGGUACAGUGAAAUGGAGUUAAAAAGAACUAAACGAUGUGAGGGUUUCAUUAGGCAUGGGCCAGUAUGUGCAACACAAUAUCAGGGUCACUUGGAGAAUGAAUUGAGAAAAAAGGGUUAUUUUUUUCCCUCUGUCUGUUUUAAAAAAAUACAAAAAAUGUUCAAAUGUCCUAAAGUAGUUAAUACUUUAAAAUGCUAAAAUGCCAUGGAAUAGGUCAUAAUCCAUUUUCAAGAACAAGUUAUAACAAAAAAAGCUAAAUGUCAAGAAAAAGUCAAAAUACUUUUUCUAAAGAUGAAAUUAAAAAAAAAAAUUCCAGAUUUAGAGAAAAAAAAUAGAAAUUUUUUUUAUUUCCAAAUAACUUUUUCAAGAAAUAACUUUGAGAUCUAAUAUAAUUAAACAUUGGAUUGGGACAAAGAUAAAUUAUAAUUGCAGUUUCAGCAUUUUGCCAUCUUUUAAGUAUUAUCGGUACAUUUAACAUUUUGAAAAAUGACAGAAAGCAGACUCCAAAUCUUGUGUUUCUUCCAUUUGACCCUUGACAUUUUCACACAGUAAACUUGAGUAAAAAUAUCAAGUUUUUAUUGUACCACAAGCUUCAACUAUUUUAAAGACAAUAAUCCAGCAGCUUUUAUUAAAAAUUGAAACAAAAAAAAAUCUGCUGCUGGUAAAAUAAUAUAUCGACUUUAAUACAUUGUAAAUAGGAUGCAUAGACAUAGUAACUCACCUAAACUUUAACUCAUUAUGAAUCCUGCGUUAAAAAUUAAUUGAAGUUAUAUUUAAACCGUUAUAGAUUUACAAAUUUAUUAACUUUGUCAACUUAAAUUGGUGUUUUAGAGCUCCUGCAUCUCACCUGGGUUAUACGACCUCAAUGACCCUUUAAGGGGAACACACAUUGGUGCUGGCCGUUACUCUGAAGCGCGCACACACACACGCCACGGAUCGCUGAACUUUAACCAAUGAUGAUGUUUUUGAACUUUCCUCAAAAACAUCAACAUUUUUAAAUCGAACUGUGGAGUGGCGCCCAGACGCUGCUAUUAUGAAUAUAAGUUGUUAAAACACUAAAAUUCUUCUGUUUUCCUUGAACUGAUAUUGGCGACGAAUUUUAAUCAACGAUUGAAAUCCCUGUUUUCAAGCCAAAUCUUGUUGAAUCUAAAGUUUUCUGUAACGCAGGAGCUGUAUGGAUUAACAAGAGCGUUUUGAUUUAACUGGAAGCUCCAUGGAUGUCUGACAAAUUGAUUUAAGCUGCUUAACUAAAGAUAUUGUCAGCCUGAGUUAUAUGGUGUCGCAGACAUUUAACAUUUUAAAAUUAGCUUAAUUUUGAGCUGCACUUCUGUAGUUUCCAAAAUAUGACUGUAAGUAUUUUUGCGCGUCGUGAACUCUUUCAAAACAGCCGAAUUUGUCUUUUAUUUUGUGACGUGAAACUUUACAGCAUCGCCGUACCAUACGGUCCAUUUCGCCAAACAUACUUGGCUCUCACUCCAGCUAUUUUUCUGGCAUCUCAUCGAAAUGCAAUUGAAACAACAAAUCAAGUAGAUUUUUCUUUUUAUUAUUAUUAUUAUUAUUAUUAUUUUAUAUUUGGUAUGCCUCAAUACCGGCCCAUGCCUAAGCUUUACAUGCCGUCCAGGCACAAAUAUGGCAUUAGGUUAUGUAGAGUGAAUAGAAAAUGCGGCGCAGUAUCUUAACUGUUCUACACCUGCGACAGCCAGGAUCUGAUCACUGUUGGAAAAAGCAAGAAUUUACACUGGACGGUCUUGUUUUUUCAUCCACACCUCUGUUUUCACAGAUGCCAAUCAAUUUUCAAUCAGUUUAAUACUCAGUCAGAUGUGUGAGAAAUCGCACAGUCAACGUUUGCACUCCGCUAGAUUAGUCUAUAUUUUUAUAUAAAACAUAUAUACAUGUGUGUGUAUUGUUUUUAAAGGAGGGAAAAUGAAUGUUGCUAUUUUUAGGACUUCAUGACUGUUCUGUGUUGAGGCUGAACUUUUUAUCAUAGGGUUAAUUGGGGUUACUAUCGAGAAAAGGCACUAGAGAAAAUCAUGGGUUGUACAAAACUUCCUGCCUGGAUUUUUAUGCAUGUGUGGCAGGGAAGUAACAAUUUUAUAUAUAAAUACAUAUAUUAAAAAAAGAAAGGUACAUUAAUACAGAGCACACUGAUAUUUAAAAACUUUCAUGGAUUUAUAGGUUUAUUGAGGAAUUAUGCAUAAAAUGUUUUUAAAAUCUGCCCAUGUGGAUUGCACAUAAAAAUCAUGGCGUCAAAUUAUCUGCAAAGGAUCAUGUUGUAAAGAUGGAAUUCAGCGUAGCACUUCAAUUGAAAUCUUUUUAUAUUUUUAAUAGAAAGUGGUUAAUCUUUGUUGUUGUUUUUUUCAUAUCAAGUAAAAGUUUGACGUAAUCUACUACUGUUUUAAAGCCACAUUUUCCCUCCCUAAAACUGUUUUGUCGCUAAAGCGUCCCAUAAAUUGGAGUAGUUUUAUUUUCUGUACAGAUUGAUAACAGUUGAAAUGAAAACACUCAAAGUAAAGGGAGAGAAUGAAGACCUUUUCUUUUCACUGUAAAUACUAGAUGUAGGUAGUCGAUAUUUUCUUUGUGCAGCACACUUAUCCAUUUUUGUUACUACAAAAAGAUAUUUUACAAUCGAAAGAAAAAUAUUACACGGUCAAAUAAUUGUAGGUUUUCUAAAAAUGAUCUGUUGGUACAAAAAGUGUCAAAUUUAUAGAUGAGUGUAAACGUUUAUCUCUGACCUUCCCAGAAAACGAGAAUCUUCCAUUUUAAGGUGAUAUGAGGUAUCGUAAGCCUAAUUAUUCACAAUAACCAUUGUGACAUAAAGUACAUUGUGAUAUUAACACAAUCUAAGUGCUUACUUAGCCCCACCUUACUUUUCAAAAGGGUCAGUGGAAAGCUGUUUACUCAACCAAAAAAAUAAUGAAAUAAAAUAUUUUAUAGUAUCCAGCACGGGUGAAAAUGUUCCUGUUUUUUAGCCGUUGUUUUCAAGGUAAAAUGCCAAAGCCACCUUAAAAAAACAAAAUAAAUAAUCAGAAGUUGUUUAUAAUCUCAGAAUUGUUAAUCAAAGUAAUAUAUUUUAAUUAAUAUAUUUUAAUAUAAAAGAUCUAUUUACUAUUUUUUGGGACAAAUCAACAGGGUAUUUGCUAUAGUAAUAUAUUGGCUGUCCGUUUUGUUUUAAUUUUUUUCCUAUAACUUGUAGACAGGACAGACCACCAUAGGGAAUGAUUGAACUUUGUAUCUGAAAUGGCCCAUAUAUGUCUGUGUGAACCAGUCUUUGCAGUCAGUCCAUUUUCCUAAACGCUCUUUGAAGAUUUUGUCUGUGUGCAUCCUGUGUCUACAAUAAUUCUUUUUUUUUUUUUUACAAACUAUGGCUCAGUCUAAAUUUUAAGUUGAUCCAUUUUUACCUGUAUUUUUUUUUUCUUUUUAUAGCUGGAUGGUCAUGUCUGUUAAAUUUGGGUUUCAGAGUAGUAUUAGGGGAAAAAAAAACUUUUAUGCAGUUAGUCAUUUCAAUGUGAAUAGCACGUCUUACAUAGAGGAGUAGAAUCAGAGACGGCUGUAUUUACAGUUAAAUUUGGGGACUGGAACGCACUUCAAGAAAGGCAGCUUGACGAAGACUGUAACGUGCAUCAGGCGGCAGUCUUCAUUUUUACUGAAGCUACCUGUUUGUGUAAAUUUAGAUGAGUGGUUAAUCGAGAACUAGCCGGGUUGAGGUUACUAUGAGCAAUCACCAUGUUUUUUUUUUUUUUUUCUUUUUCAACUGUCUGUCACCUUUGUCACUAGUUUCAUUUGUUACACUCGUCUGUUUCACUCUGUGUCCAGUAAAACUCCAGUGAAUGUAACAUGGUAAUCUGCACUUGUAAACAAAAUGUAUUUUAAAGUUAUAAUCUAUUCUAAAUAAAAUAAUUUUAAAAUA